AUGAGACUUUAAGAAUCGGUAAGAACCGGGUACGUGUCAGCCUGGUAUUGGACCGAGCAUUUAUGUCGUCUCUCUCUUCGUGGGGGAAGAAAUCCGAAAAUCAUUAUUUCUCCUCCGAAAAUCAUGCAAUCUUCUGUCUCUGGCGAUUUUGAUCCAAAAAAUUAUUUAUGUCGUCUCUUCCUCGUCGGUGUUACAAUCCGUCGGGCGAUUUUGAUCCAAUCUCGAUCACUCAUCUUCUCUCUCUGGAUUCAACAUCAUCGAUUAUGUUUUUUUCGCCGAAGAGCCUCAAAAGAAGAAUAAAAAAUAGAGAAAUUGAAGAAGUCGAAGAUGGAUUGAAAGACGAAGCUGAUGAUCUUACCUUUUUUUCUUCGACCUUGUAAGUGAAGAAAGCUCUCACCUUUUUUUCUUUUUGAUUUUGUUUAUGGUAUUGCUUAGAAGCUGAGUUUGUUGUGUAUGGAAUGGAUCUAUCAAAUGAAUGUUGUUUAUCAGUGUUUAGACUUGUAUUGUUGUUGCAUGCAUCAACGAUUUUUGAAAGAUUUGUUCUUGACCAGUGGUGGUUAAGUAUGCUUGAUUAGUUGAUUACUUUUUCUCUCAUGUGUUGCUUUGAUUCGUUGUUACUAGAUUUCUCAAUUACAGAAGCUCUUAUUAAUAAUAUCAAUCAUUUUUUCAGGGAAAGAGAUCGAACGAGGAGAUGAAGAGGACGAUCAUAGGUUUAGAAGUCUACACAUGAGUCAUUGAUAACUUUGGUUUUGACGAUUACUUCAAUGCAAUUGAUCGCGAGAAGGUGUUCUCCUGGAGACGUUUCUAUCCUCUCAUCACUUGUGGUACUAGUCAGAGCCACAGUAGAAGGGUUUGGUGAUCCGCGGACUCUUUUCAUUCAUUACGGACUCAGCAUCAACAAGGCAUCCCUCUUUCACUGCAGUUAGCAAGAGGUAAAUAGACUUCUCUUUUAAUGCUUUGUUAGAUAUUGAUUAGGUUGGGAAUUAAAUGGAGUUAAAUAUAAUGGUAUCUGUUAGUUGUGAUGAUGUGAUUUGCAUUUAGUUGUCGUGGUUCUUUUAGUUUUAGGUAAAAACAUUCAUUGCCAUUUACACAUAAAUUAAGUUACUUCAACAACUAAAAUGUUAAAGUUGCUUUAAAAUCUGAACAAUAGGCUUAAACUUCUCACACGUUUAAACAACUUAAUUCCUGCUUCUUUCCUAUUUUCUUCCCCUUUUCUAUUUCCUGCGAAUCCAUAAACACUUCUAUGGAUUCAUAUUUUCAAUCUUCUAGCUUUCUAGACCUCUUAAACAAUCAACAACAAAACACUCAGCCUAGUGUACAACUCUCUCCCGCGAAUGUCUCUUUUGAUGGUACACAAUGGGCUGAAGAUGCAACCUUGGAAGCUCACAUCGUGGAAGACCGCAAAGAGAGGCGGAAGUGGACACCAACAGAGGACCUGGUGCUCAUCAGUGCUUGGUUGAACACUUCAAAGGAUCCGGUUGUGAGUAAUGAGCAAAAAGCAAUUGCGUUUUGGAAACGAGUUGCAGCUUAUGUUGCAGGAAGUCCUAAGCUUGCUGGAAUGCAAAAGAGAGAGCGAACUCACUGCAAACAAAGGCGGGGCAAGAUUAAUGAAGGCGUCUGUAAGUUCGUUGGGUGUUAUGAGGCUGCAACAAAAGAGAAAUCAAGCGGCCAGAAUGACAGUGAUGUCAUGAAAAUGGCUCAUGCGAUUUUCUUCAAUGAUUACAAGGUGAAGUUCACACUUGAGCAUGCAUGGUUGGAGCUUCGCCAUGAUCAGAAAUGGUGUAGAGCAUCUACUACUAAAGAUAAAGUGCAGUCGAAAAGGAGAAAGCUAGAUGACCAGUCUGCACAAUCAUCAACCUCUGUGCCAGGAGAGGAUGAUCAUUCCGCACGGCCUUCUAGGGUUAAAGCAACAAAGGCGAAAGCUAAAAAGUCUGUGAGCAAGCCGACGUUGGAAGGGGAAGGAAAGGAGUUUCACAGCCUGUGGGAGAUUAGGCAGCAGGACUUUGCUCUGAAGGAUAAGCUGAACAAGCAUAAAUUGCUUGACAGUCUCAUUGCCAAGACAGAGCCAUUAAGUGAACUAGAAUUUGCUUUGAAAAAUCAGCUUAUUAAGGACAUGUUGGCUUAGUUUCAGUGUCUGAGUUUAUGGUUAUGCUUAUGUUUGUGUCUCUUAAUGCUUAUGCUUUUGUGUCUCUUAAUACUUUCGGUUUAAUGCUUAUGUUUGUGUAUCUUAAUGCUUUCGGUUUGUGUCUCUUAAUGCUUUCGGUUUGUUUCUCUUGAUGUUUUUGGUUUGUGUCUGAGUCUGUAACAUUUACGCUUAAUGCUUAAUGCUUAUGCUUUGUGGUGUUUGUUAAGUUAUGCAAAAAUAUUUAUGUUGUGUCUGCUUCUGUUCCACCAUAAUUUUGGUAACAAUGCAGACAAACCCGAGAUGAAUGUCUUGUUAGCGUUGUGUCUGCUUUGUUGAUUUUGUGUACGAGUUGCUUAUUUUAUUUUGUUGCUUUUGCAGAGAUAAAGACCGCCAAGACAUGUGAAUACAUGUGACAUAAGAAACAAACUCAAAAAGCAAGUAUGUUUCAGUCAAAAAGCAAGUGUGUAUCUCGUGAGUCUAUGUAAUCAUUUGAUGUCUUGUUGUAUCUUGUGAGUCUAUGGUGUUGUGUAAACAGUUGCAGUCUUUUUGUAUCUCGUGAGUUUGUGGUCCAUGUAUGUGAUCAAUGUGAUGUCUUGUUGUAUCUCGUGAGUAUGUGGGCCAUGUAAUGAGUUAGUAAACUACUUGUAUGAUAUGUUUUCUUUAUAAAUCAACACAACAACACGAGAGAGAGAGUCGACCAAAUUGUUUCAUCUCCUUCUUGUUUUCUUUAUAACUUGUACCGAGCAAAUAAAACAACAACAAGGCUCGAUUGUUUCUUCUCCUUAUUUUUUUUUCACAUCUCCUUAAAAUUUGUUCUGAACAUUUCUUUCUUAAAUGGCAUCUUCUUCUUUCAAUCCUUUUGAAGAAAUGAAUGAAAGAUUUGAUCAAAUUUGCGAUCAACAAUUCGAUCAACAAUUCGAAAAUCUUCUCAUUCAUUACGGUGAGCAUCAAGAAUCAUCAAGGUCAAAAAAUAAACGAGCCUACAUUGAAAGAGAAUGAGAACAAGGACACAUGCAGUUAUGGAACGAUUAUUUUAGUGAAGAUGCAACAUAUCCGUCUCACAUGUUUCGACGCCGUUUUCGCAUGAACAAGCCCUUGUUUUUGUGUAUUGUUGAUCGACUCUCUGCUAAAAUCUCAUACUUUCAACAAAGAAGAGAUGCUACUGGAAGGUUAGGUCACUCUCCGUUACAAAAGGCAACGGCAGCACUUCGUAUGGAUGCAUAUGGUUGCCCAGCUGAUACGGUCGAUGAAUACUUCCGACUUGGUGAGACCACCGCACUUUUAUGCUUGAAACAUUUUGUUCAAGGAAUCAUAGAUUUAUUUGGAGAUGAGUAUCUAAUAAGACCCACGCCAGAAGAUCUUCAACGACUACUCGAUAUUGGAGAGAUACGCGGAUUUCCCGGGAUGCAUCGAUUGUAUGCAUUGAGAGUGGAAGAAUUGUCCGACCGCAUGGAAAGGUCAAUAUACACGUGGAUCAGGAAAGCCAACAAUUGUUUUAGAGGCUGUAGCUUCACAAGAUCUCUGGAUAUGACAUGCGUUUUUUGGACCUCCAGGUACAUUAAACGAUAUCAAUGUUCUUGAUCAAUCACUAGUUUUUGAUGAUAUAUUUCAAGGUCGAGCUCCAAAAGUGAAUUACAUUGUCAACGGACAUGAGUACCAUUUGGCUUACUAUCUCACAGAUGGUAUUUAUCCAAAAUGGGCUACUUUUUUCCAAUCUAUUCCACUUCCAGAAGGUCCGAAAGCAUCCUUAUUCGCUAAACAACAAGAAGCUGUACGCAAAGAUGUCGAGCGUGCUUUCGGGGUCUUGCAAGCUUGAUCUGCCAUAGUCAAAAAUCCAGCUCUUUUGUGGGAUAAAAUAAAAAUUGGAAAGAUAAUGAGAGCAUGUAUCAUUCUGCAUAAUAUGAUUGUCGAAGACGAACGAGAUGGAUACACUCAGUUUGAUGUAUCAGUUUUCCAACAACCGGAUUCAAACCGAAGUUCACAAGUGGAUUUUGAUUUUACAUCAAAUAUGCCUUCAAAUCUUGGGAAUAUGAUGAGCAUUCGGAAUCGAGGCCGUGAUCCCAAAAUACAUCAACUAUUGAAAGUUGAUUUGGUGGAGAACAUCUAGCAAAAAUUUAGAACAAAUGAAGAUUUCGACUAAUCGGGUUUUUCAAGUUUAUGAUUAGAAUUUGUAUUUUCAAUAUGUUGUAAUAUCUCUUUUUAAAAAACAAAUUAUGUACUUUCAUGUUAUGAAAUAAAAUCAUUCUAUUUAAAAAAUAAAUAUAUUUAAGAACCUCAUAGAAGUUCUACCAUUGGAGGAGAAAAAUUAAAUUAGAUUACCAAAGGUUCUAAACCUAUCUAAUCACUAUAAUUAUUACUAAUUUAUUGAU
This is a messenger RNA of Brassica napus (rape), 4494 nucleotides long. Its product is annotated as glutathione S-transferase T3-like. Bases 1244 to 2125 code for a protein of 293 amino acids. The record is from RefSeq and is a predicted model, not a curated record. The transcript has 3 exons. Lineage: Eukaryota; Viridiplantae; Streptophyta; Magnoliopsida; Brassicales; Brassicaceae.